CGAUUUUGAAAGUUAGAUUUAGACAUUCUCAUAUCAAAAACCGCUCGCCGUCAUCAAUCUCCUCAAGACUCCCCGACACACAUAAAUCUAUCAAUGGCCCCCUCAAAGAAGUCCAAGGCAACCAAGUCGUCCGAGUCUAUCUCGUCUCGUCUUGCCCUUGUCGUCAAGUCGGGGAAGUACACCCUUGGCUACAAGUCUGCCCUCAAGCAGAUGCGCAGCGGCAAAGCCAAGCUCGUUCUGAUUGCUGGUAACUGCCCACCACUGCGCAAAUCUGAGCUGGAGUACUAUGCCAUGUUGUCAAAGACAACCGUGCACCACUUCUCUGGCACCAACGUCGCACUUGGCACUGCUGCUGGAAAGCUUUUCCGUGUCGGUGUCAUGACUGUCAGCGAUCCUGGAGACUCUGAUCUCCUCACCUUCGCAGAGGGAAACGCUGCAUAAACCCAAAAUCGCGAUGAGAUGCUGGCAGUAUAGGUUCAUGUGCUCUAUUUUAUAGCCAUACUUCAUACAUCAGCACAAUAACCCUUGCGUUUACCACCUGCUUUUAUGCUUCAUGCAAUGUAAGGACGCUGCAGGAUCUUCAGAAGAUGUUUUCUAUCUUCUAGUCGAUGCAUAACGGAGAAAUAAGCAACGCUCUAGCUCGCGAUGUUCCUCACCAUGAGUAAACAAGAAGUGUACGUCGGUGGUUACAUCUAGUGC
Suillus clintonianus is the source of this 699-nucleotide messenger RNA. RefSeq names its product 60S ribosomal protein L30. The coding region runs from base 94 to 441 and encodes 115 amino acids. The record is from RefSeq and is a predicted model, not a curated record. NCBI's taxonomy places the organism in Eukaryota, Fungi, Basidiomycota, Agaricomycetes, Boletales, Suillaceae. Gene Ontology annotation, cellular component: cytosolic large ribosomal subunit. The transcript has 3 exons. Gene Ontology annotation, molecular function: structural constituent of ribosome; RNA binding.